CAAUUCGGUUACAUUUCGUACGCAACGUCUUGACAAACGAACCUGUUGUGAAACUUAAAAAAAAUAAAAUAAGAGAAAUAAAAUUCUAUGAAAUGUUCGUGACAUCAAAAUUUGGAAAGGUGAAUGGAGAUUUGGCGAAACGAUUAUUUGAAGCACGCUCAGUGACAUUGCUGCAGAAAAAACAGUUUUCACAGAAGGAUGUGAACGUGGAUGAUUUUUUCAAGUUUUAUAAUGAGAGUGGGCAAUUUGAAGACCGGUAUAAGCCACUGAAAGACCGAGAUUAUGACCGGUUUUUAAGCACGAGGGCUUCCCGAAGAGAACCAUCGUUGACGAGACAAAUGACAUCACUAGCCUACAAAGUGGGCAAGGACAUGAUCUCGUUGGCGGAAGGUAUGCCGAAUGAGCAGGUGUUCCCUUACAAGAGGCUGGCUCUAGACACGCGGUUCUCAAGCCUGGUGCUGGAAGGGAAGGAACUUGCUGCCGCAUUGCAGUAUUUGCCGUCACAGGGGCUACCAGCAUUACUGUCAGAACUCCGCAAGUUCCAAUCAGAGGCUCAUCGUCCACCAGAGUUGCCGCGAGACAUCCUCGUGACGAACGGGUCGCAGCAUGGCAUCUACCAAUGCGUGGAACUACUGCUGGAGCCGGGAGAUCCUGUCCUUACCAGCGAGUUCGCUUAUACUGGCUUUCAUGGCGCUCUCAGGCCGUACCAGCCCGAAAUUUUGGGGAUCCCAGAAGAUAAAGAUGGUAUGCUACCAGAGACUUUAGACUCAGUCCUUGCUGACCGGCUCCGACGAGGUCUGAAGAUGCCGAAGAUGCUAUACAUCACACCUACGGGAAGUAAUCCCACUGGGACAGUUCUUCCUGAGGAUAGAAGGAGACGGAUCUAUGAGCUGGCCUGCAAAUAUGACUUCUUGAUCGUGGAAGACGAUCCUUAUAUAUUUUUGAAUUAUUCUGACCAUAACGUUCCAUCAUUCCUAUCCAUGGACACGUGCGGUCGCGUGCUACGUCUAGACUCCGUGUCGAAGGUGGUCAGCGCUGGUCUGCGAGGAGCCUGGAUAACUGCCCCCAAGCCACUGCUGGAGAGGUUGGAACUGCACUCCCAGGUUGAACUGUUGCACUCCUGUACUUUGAGUCAGGCGAUACUCUUAGAACUGGUAAAAAACCGCAAAUCCUUCGCGUCCCACCUGACAUUCGCUCGUGACUUUUACAAGCAACGCCGGGACGCGCUACAUAGUGCACUGAAGCCUCUUCAACGUCUAGCGCCCUUCGAGUAUCCUACCGCUGGCCUGUACUUCUGGCUGAGAGUCAAUGGCGUUGAUGAUGUUUAUAAUAUGGUAUUCCACACAGCUUUCGAGCGUGGGCUCAUGUUGGUACCUGGUCAAGCAUUUUUAUACGAUACUAGCGCCCCCUGUCCAUAUCUGCGGUUAACGUUUAGCAAGAUUCGAGUCGAAGAUAUGGACGCGGCCGUGAGCACGCUAGCUGACGUAAUCCGCUAUGAACAACAGCGAGCCGAACAGAAACCAAAAAGAGUCGCUACUGAAGGAUAGAUGGCGCUGUUUUAAGUUUAUAUUCACUCAGAAUAUUAGUCGUUGUUUUUAGUUAUUAAAUUAAGAUUUUUAAUAGUAAAAAUACCAAAAAAAAUCAACGUAUUUUACGUCACAAAUCUAGAGGAGAAUAAUUUGUAUUGGCAUUUACUAAACUGUCAUCAACUCAAUUAAAUGUCUUAUAGUUAAUUUAAAAUAUCAAAUUAAUGUAGGUAAGUAAUAUUAAUAUAAAACGAUGUGAGUUUAGAUAAAAUAAUGUAUUUAUUGUGAUGAGCAAAGUGUAAUAUUUAUCUCGUAACUACUACUACUUAAUUAAUUCUUAAGAUAAAAAAAGUGUUUUAUAAUUUAUUUUAAGUCUCUUUAUAGUAAACGAUUUACUAAGUACGUAAUAUAAUUAAAUAAUGUAAAAAUACUUAAACUAUAUUUUCUUAAAAUGUACUUACGUAAUUAAUUAAACAUGGUGCAGCUACUGGUCGCUAGAUGUCGCAGCGUGCGACGUUUUAUUUAAAAUAUCAUGAAUAGGAGCCGAUGCUGUAAAUAAGAUAAACAGAACUUUUGUUAAUAAAAGGAAUUAAAAUUA
Messenger RNA from Helicoverpa zea (corn earworm), 2124 nucleotides. RefSeq names its product kynurenine/alpha-aminoadipate aminotransferase, mitochondrial. Gene Ontology annotation, molecular function: pyridoxal phosphate binding; L-kynurenine:2-oxoglutarate transaminase activity. Lineage: Eukaryota; Metazoa; Arthropoda; Insecta; Lepidoptera; Noctuidae. The transcript has 9 exons. Gene Ontology annotation, biological process: biosynthetic process. The coding region runs from base 93 to 1547 and encodes 484 amino acids. The record is from RefSeq and is a predicted model, not a curated record.